CACACUUUCUCUCGCAACGCGCAAACGCGUGAACUCAAACCCGACAGUUCAAGAUCUCGCGUUCCCUCCCUCGCUCCUUCUAUUGACACUUUGUUUGUCGUCAUACCACCCGCCUUCCCUGCCUUUACUCAUUUGCCCCAGCAUUUUGUGCUGAGCCACAGCGGCUGAGCCACAGAGGCUGUGCCAAAUUUUGAGCACGACAGUUGAAAAAUGUAUCAUGGGCAACGAAUCCAGCAAGCCCGAGAUGCCUACGGGCAGGUCCCGAUCUCUCUCUCCACUUCCCCGCGAGGAAGAGUUUCCGGACGAGGACAUUGAGACCUCGCCGCCCCUUCCAUCAACGAUGCCUGUAUCAUUUGCGCCCCCGGAAUCCAUAGGGUUAGCCCCUCCAGGCGCACCUGGCUCUCUUGCUUGGCACCAGCGUCGGCGCCGGGCUCGCAACGCAUCACCUGAAUCUAACCGUGGCAGAUCUCGCUCCACAUCCCCCCAAGACUCGCUUCGGCCAUUGAACGCGAGUCAACCAGCCCAGUCUGCGGCUCGUGCGACAUCCCCAGAUCAAUUUUUCCACUCUGCGACCCAACCAGAUAAGCCGAGGAAAUUUCCGCGCCCGAAAAAGAGCAAGGAUGGGCUCAAGGAGGCCGCUGAAGCAGUGCGCAACGAAGAGCGCUACGAAGCCGGAUCUCAAGAAUAUAGAAAGAGCAUGCGACGUUCUGCUGCGCCUUCUCCAUUUCCCAGAGACGGAGCCCCGCCGCCCGACGGAUUUGAACCGGCAGGUAUGUCGGACGAUGCGGUGUCUUCACAGGGCCAGUCGCAAUCGCCUGGGCCAGCCAGAUUGCGCAAAAGGAAAAAGGGAAAGGGCAAGGAAGUGUUUAUGGAUGCCAUUUCGGAAGAGGAUACAGGCAUCGCAAGUGUGUUGGACGGUGCGGCAUCUUUACAGGACCAGUCGCAAUCACCGGAGCCGGUCAAACUGAGCAAAAGGGACAAGGGAAUGGGGAAAGAAGUGAUCAGAGAUGCGAUUCCGGACGAAGAAACAUCUGACCCUGAACGCUCAAUAUCCGACUUGCAGGCCGAGGAUGAACCUCCUCCAAGCGCACAAUCGCCGGCCAGACCGAGCAUAAGGAACAAGGGGAAGGGGUAUGGAGUAACCAGGAAUGUCACUACGGAAAGAGCAACAAUCGUCCCGAACCGCUCAACACUCGACUUAGACGAUGAACCCCAUCCAAGUGCACAACCGCUAGGAAAGCGUGGCCGCCAAGAUAGCGACACGAAACCGCGGAAGAAACGAAAGACACCCCAGCCGCCCAAGCUAGAGUCAAAUGCCGAGGAUACCAUCGAUGCGGAAGAGGAAGAGGGCGUCAGUCUACGGGGAGCAACAAACCAGCCACCGCCAGCCGUGGUUGAUGAAGACUCGUUCAUCGACCCAUCCACAACCGCACUGAGGGAACGAACAGCUGACUCGCAGCGUUCUCACUCUGACUCUGGGUAUGCCGAGCCCGAUGCUCAACUCCCUUCGGCGUGGGAGUCAGGAAUGGAUAUGGAUAUUCCUUACGGACUGCCGGUAUACGAAGGCCAUGUCGCAACAGGCCACGGCACUGAAGAGGCUGACACUGACAGCGCGUCGGCUCACGAGGACCAUGAUGUCGCAACAGACAACGGCACAGAACAAGAUGACAUUGACAGGAGGUCAGAUGCUUGCGAUCACCCUGGCAUACCUGCGGCAACUGACUCGCCCUUACCCCCACCGGAUUCGACUGCUGGGGAUGAGGAGGAAGAUGACCACGCAGAAGAGCCCGCCGACCCUCAACACGAUCCCAAAACUACUUCCAUUCCUCAGGAAUCGGCUACCAAGGACCCCAAGCCCCGCCACAGCUCAAAGAGGAAGGCUCAGGUGCCCUUCUUCUCUCGUCAACAGGAGGAAAAUGCAAUGGCAUUUGCAGACCUUCCUCGUGAAGAUGUUGUGUCUCCGCCAAUGCGAAGGUCAUCAACAACGGCGCAGUCAGCCGUGCAAGGCGAGGCUGGUCCUGGCCCUUCAACCAUGGCUCGGAAAACGAAGCGGAAGAGACCCAAGAAACAGCCAGAUGACGGCACCGAUGCCGAAAAGCAGGAGCCUGCCGAGAGAUCGCAAUAUCGAUCCGGCCGUCUUUCGAGAACGGAGCAAAACCAGAUCAUCAGAGCGGUUGAGCGAUUCCGGGAAGACGAGGGAAUGACCCAGGAAGAGAUCAACCAAGUGAUUCACGACAAUCCGCAGACAAGCACGCAGGCAAUUCAUCGCCAGCUCUGGGCCUCGAUCCAGGAUGCCUGCCCGUCCCGCACGCGGAAGAAGUUGAUUGGUUGGUGCAGGCAGCGCUUCCACAAUUUCACAGCCCGAGGGACAUGGACACCAGAACAAGACGAUGAAUUGGCGGACCUGGUAGAGAAACAUGGGACGAGGUGGAAAUUUAUCGCCGGCUUGAUCAACCGCUAUGACAAGGACGUGCGCGACCGGUGGAGGAACUACCUGGUCUGCCGCGGGGCUCACAAAACGGAUGUUUGGUCCGAGGGCGAAGAAGACCGUUUCCGCGACUUGGUGGAGAGUUCCAUCCAAAAGAUUCGCAAGGAAAUGAAGGGGAACAGCCGAGCAUUGCCCGAGAAGCUGAUCAACUGGCUUAAGAUUAGCGAAGCAAUGGGGUACACUAGAUCUCGGUUGCAGUGCUUGGAGAAAUGGAAGAGGAUGCGCGCCGCUGAACCGAUCGCUGACCAGGUCGCCACGGUGCUCCCCUCCGGUUCCUCGUGGCGGCUGCAAAAGGCACGGGAUGAUCUGCGGAAGAUUACGGCAGAAGACAAGUACACUUUGAUGAGCGCGAUUCGCGACUCUGGGGUCGGGAAGGACGCCAAGAUCCCCUGGAAGCAAAUCACCAGUGGCACGUUUCGUGACAAGUAUGAGCGCCAGGCUCUCGUGGUCAGUUGGGGACGGCUGCGACAAGCGGUACCUGAUUGGGAAUGGAAGACAACCCGCGAUUGCGCUCGGUAUCUGUGCGAAAUGUAUGAAACGGAAGGCAAUUUUGGAGCUGCGGAGCAUGGCGAAGCUGAAGAAACAGAGGACGAGGUUCCGGCCGACACGGCCACCUCGGCGAAGCGCCGUCAACGGAAAGGAAAGGAGGUUGUCCGGCCAGCCCCGGCAGCCACAGAGCAUGGAGAAACUGGAGAGGCGGAGGUUAACGUCCCGGACGACAAGGCCACUUCGGCAAAGCAUCAUCGAAGGAAAGGAAAGGAAGUUGUUCGGCCAAGCCCGGCAGUCACCUCGGCGUCACUGUCCGAGAAUCAAGGCACAGACAAUGGAGAGUCCAGCCAGAAGACGGUGGAAUUGACGAUGUCAGCGAACGGCGUUAGCCCAGCUUCCGGAGACUCGCGUCAAAAGCGCGGCAAAUCACGCAGCAAAACAAGACGGGGUGCUGCAGCUGAUAUCGAGACCGUGGAGCAGACCGAUGAAGAUGCUGUGAUGGAGGAUCAAGCAAUGACACAGUCUCCAGGGUUGCACAUUGAAACGAGCUCCGUCGGCGGCACUUCACCACAGCCAUCGCCGAGCCUAGAAGCCCAGGCAGCUCGAACGAGAAGACGCGAGAGAUCGGCAAGCGUCGCGGAUCAGACGAGCGCCAAGGGAAAGGAGAAAGUGACUUCGUCGGCGGCGCUCAAUGCAAACAGUGCAGAGUCAUCUAAGAGGACGCGUCGCGGAUCACUGUCCAAUGGCAAGGUGGACAGCCUUCCCAAAUCGAAGAAACAGAAGGUUUUAAAAGAAUCAUCCAGUCAACGACCCACCACCAUCCAUACCGGCAAGAAUGGGAAGUCAAAGGCCCGUCGUCUCGGCAAGCCUUGGAGUGACAUGAGCAGCGACAUGGACGACAUGGAGGAUAUACCCGCGAGAUUGCCUUGGUCAACCCAGUGAGGGGAUCUACCUAACUCGCAGCGCAUCAUCAGCUUUGCAUGGCUGGAAAGUUUGCUCUGGUUGGCGUGCUUUGCCGCGCGGAGGAUGGAGCGGCAGCUUGAAGGGUUCAUGGAUGAAAGCUGUUGCUGGGCCCGAGCGUCGGCCUGUCUGAGUUGCUCCGCAUAUCUCAUGGGAUCCUGCUGUCGAACAUUGAUGGGAGGCACAGCGCCGCUGAGGUGCAUGAGCUAGCAAUUGCACUUUUUGAAAAACGUCACUCAAGAAUUAG
Parathielavia appendiculata is the source of this 4184-nucleotide messenger RNA. RefSeq lists its product as uncharacterized. NCBI's taxonomy places the organism in Eukaryota, Fungi, Ascomycota, Sordariomycetes, Sordariales, Chaetomiaceae. Gene Ontology annotation, molecular function: DNA-binding transcription factor activity; transcription cis-regulatory region binding. The transcript has a single exon. The record is from RefSeq and is a predicted model, not a curated record. Gene Ontology annotation, biological process: regulation of DNA-templated transcription. The coding region runs from base 218 to 3919 and encodes 1233 amino acids. Gene Ontology annotation, cellular component: nucleus.